CGGCCCGUCAGCAGUCAUUAGGGCAUGCGUUCCCCCGCUCGAGCUCAAGUGGGCCGUACCCGAAUAUACCUUUCUUGAUCUUGAGUCUUCGAGAGCAGCGCCGGCGCUCGCCUUUGCAGCAAUCAUGUCCACCUGGGUCACCAUCUACCUGCAGAUGAUGGCGAACCCGCCGUCCGCGAGCGAGCCCCAGCCGCUAGCCAACAAGAGAGGCACCAUCUACGGCAUCACCCUCACCUUCUUGAGUGUGGCAUGGCUCGCCGUCUUUUUUCGUCUUUGGGUCCGUAUCAGGAUGGUCAAGGAAGUGGGCUGGGACGAUGCCUUUGUGGUCCUCGCCCAGGCCUCCAACACGGCAGCAACCAUCUUGGUGUGUAUCUCCGUCAAUUAUGGAUUGGGUACACACAUGCUGUAUAUUCCACUCCCACGCUUGAUGACAUAUCUAAAGCUUUACUACAUCGAAUUGGGCGUGUACAUAACCAACUGUGGGAUUAUCAAGGUUGCUUUGCUGCUUCAAUAUUUGCGUAUCUUCAAGGCCGGCGGCAUGCGGUGGGUGUGUCUCGGGCUCCUUACCAUAGUCGUGCUCUGGAGCAUGGCCUUUGCUUUCAUGGCUUGGUUCCCAUGUUUCCCGGUCCGCGGCUGUUGGGAUCGGAGCUUCACAGCAAACUGUUACGGCUUCGGUUUCGGCAGUCUAUCAGGCUUCAUCAACAUGUACAACGCCCAGUCGGCUACCAACAUGAUACUUGAUGUCGCCAUCUUUGUUGCACCCAUGGUGCUAUUCCGAACACCCAACCUGAGGAAGAAGAAUGUCAUUGCCAUGACUGGCGUCUUCACUUUUGGCGCCGUUGUUGUCGGAACUUCAAUCGGCCGUCUACACGGCAUCAUACAAACCAGAGGCGGAACGUAUCCCUACAUCGACUACACCUGGUGGACCCCCACUAUGAUUAUUCUCUCCUGUCUCGAAAUCGACCUGGCCAUCAUUUGCGCGUCCAUGCCGAUAUUCUGGCCGAUUGUUGAAAAGUCUUUGGCCGCCAUCUUUGUCAGCUACGAAGUGCAAGUCGUCGAGGAGCGCGUAAACGACUACGGCCUCUCAUACGAGCUCGAGCACAAGAAUGCGGGAGAUAGGGGCAGUCUCAAGAGUAACUCCACGAGCACGCGAGAGUUGACACACGAAGAACAAGAGCAAGAGGCCAGGACACCUCAGUUCAGCGUGGGCCUUGAUCCGCUCAGCGAGGAGCAGAGAAACGGCGGGUUGAGUACAAACGUCCAAACACUAGCAGCGCCGCCUAAAUGGCAGCUGUAA
This is a messenger RNA of Exserohilum turcica Et28A, 1297 nucleotides long. RefSeq lists its product as uncharacterized. The record is from RefSeq and is a predicted model, not a curated record. Lineage: Eukaryota; Fungi; Ascomycota; Dothideomycetes; Pleosporales; Pleosporaceae. The transcript is spliced from 5 exons. The coding region runs from base 125 to 1297 and encodes 390 amino acids.